This is a messenger RNA of Maniola jurtina (meadow brown), 1591 nucleotides long. RefSeq lists its product as uncharacterized. The coding region runs from base 97 to 660 and encodes 187 amino acids. The transcript has 6 exons. The record is from RefSeq and is a predicted model, not a curated record. Gene Ontology annotation, cellular component: extracellular matrix. Lineage: Eukaryota; Metazoa; Arthropoda; Insecta; Lepidoptera; Nymphalidae.
CGCGCGAAUAUACCGUCGUAGUAUACCGUACAGUAUAGUGCGUGUGUUUAGUUGUUAGUGACGAACUCUUAAAGUGUAGAGGUUUAGCAUAGAAAAAUGAACUACUCAUCAAGAAAGAUGUGGCUGUCCUGCUUAGUCGCCAGCUGUCUGUUAAGCAUAGCUCUAGCCGCAAAUGAGUACCUACCACCUAGCAAAGGUUACAACUACGAUGUACCGAAAAUACCUUUUCCUUCCAGAACCCCUCCACCCCCGCCUAUAAGGACGACACCGCAGCCGACGCGGCCUAACACUUAUGUACCACCACCUCCAACACCGACUGAUCAUGAUCACCACCACGAAGAACACGACCACCACCAUCACCACGAGCCCGGCAUGCCCUUCGACUUUUCCUAUGCUGUCAAUGAAGAUGGCAACGAUUUCAGUCACAACGCCAAAUCUGAUGGUGAUGUGACCAGGGGAGAGUACAGGAUCGCUCUGCCUGACGGACGCACUCAAAUUGUUAGAUAUACAGCUGAUUGGAAGAACGGAUUCAAUGCUGAGGUGAUCUACGAAGGCGAAGCGCGAUACCCCGACCAGCCUAGUCAGCAGGGAGGUGGUUAUCCUUCAGGACCCGGGCAGUCCUACAUUCCACCAAACCAGGGCGAAGGCUAUCACUAUUAGAAUCCAAAAAUAUGACCAAGAAACGCGACUUAGAAUAAUUUAUCACGACUUUUUUGUUCAAAAAUGCGUUGAUACUAUAUUUAAAAUAUUGUAAAACUUUCACCAACAGACAGCGCUGAAUGCCAAAAUGUUAAAGCUACUCGACAAUAGAUGGCGCUAGCAAUGUAAUAUUUUUCCUCUCACCGAUAGAUGGCGGUAAAAGUUUAAAAUGUUUGUUUGUUUUAUUAUUUUGAUUUGCUAGCAUUGCUAGAUUGGCGCUAGAAUUUAUUUUAAUUCUAUUAUGCUUCAUAAAUUGUGUAAAAAUCUGAUUCCAUGUAAACAUCAAACCUAUUUUUAAGUUGUUCUAUUGGUUAGUAAAAUAAGAGUAUUAUUUAAUUUUAAUUUAACGGCUAAAUACUAAACAUUUCCCCACUCAGUUUUAGUUAUACCUUCUGGGUAGGUAUAGUGCGCGACAGGUUGAGAUGGCCAUCGAGGUGGGGACGCCAUGCACAUCCCCCGUGCUAAACCCCUGCGGGUGUGCGGGGCGUACCCCUGCCUCAUACCCCGAUUGCCAUCUCAACCGCGGCAGGUUAGGUACUAUACGUUUAUCAUAAAAUAGUAAGGAUUUAAUCAAAUAAAAAACAAAAUGUUUUCAUUAAUGUCUUUAUUGUGCGUAAAUAUCUCACUUCAGCUUAAAAUAAACGAUAGUACUUAUUUAAAAAAAAUAUUGCUAUUCCAAAUUCAAAACCAAUCUAUCUUAAUAUCUUAUACGGUUUCACUGAGACACCUUGUAUGGCGCGGGAUAGGGUGUACCUAGGCGUAAAAUCAAGGAAAUCUUAUAUCACACAGUGGCUAAAAUAUCUGCUGUGCAGUUUGGCGAGAUAUAGUUUUUAACGAAUUUUUGUGCACUGUGGUAAAUUAAAAAAAAAUAUCAUGAUAUAAUAUCAAAUAU